AUGACGUGCAACGAUACGGCAGACGUCAAAUCUAGUGACGACGACAGCCUAGUGAACAAAAUGAGGGUCCUGAAGGAGAAACGGCAGCUGACCGAAAGCUACGGGUGGAGUGAUUACACUGAAAGGAGCAGAUGGGACGAUUCUUCCAACCUCGGAAGACUUACUGGAGGCUUGGAAUCUGAUUACAUUGGGGACGGCAUAAAAAAUUCGAAUUUUCCAGACCUGUCAAGUCUAAGUGGCGAUCUCGCUAAUGUUCUAAGCUCUCAGAAAAUUAUAGAGGGACGAAAAAGCGACCGUCUACGCGAAUUCUUCAAAAAACUCAUCCAAACCGACACUCAGAUUCGAAAACUAAAACAGGACAUGAGUAACAAUUAUCUGACAGAUACGAAAGCUAUAACGGAUCGGAUUAAAAGAUCGGCAUCGAAACGUCAACGUAAACACAACAAGGACGGUGUACAUAAAAAUCUCGAUAAAGACACAGCGAACGAUGUUACUAGAACUGAGUCUACUAAAAUAGAAAGUAACACAUAUUUAAAAAUAAAUAACACAGGCGUGACGAGAGUGUGGAUUAAAGAUGAACAGAUUAUUAUAAAUUACGUACCGGAAAGAAGAAGGAACUUCCCGAAGUGUUCUCAUUCGCACGAGACAAAAUAUCAUGAAAGGAAACUCAAGCAUCCGUUCUACAAAAACAGUCAAAGAAUUGAUGAAAUGCUUUAUGAGAAAAAAGCAACUAAAAACAUUAAAGCUAUUGAACAAAAUACAAAAGAUGAUACGAAUUUAAAUAAAGUUAAAAACGUUAAUCGUAAAGGAAAGAAAUUGGCAGAUAAAGAUAGUAUCUACGAUAGUAUCGAAGAUAUAGUUUUUGAUGAACAAGAUAAGAGGAUCGGUUACAGUCCGAAUGAAACUGAUUUUAAUACGAAUUUAUUUAUGUCUACACCUCCUGCGUACCAUGUCACAUUGAGUGUUUCGACGCUUAUGAGCCCAAUUUCGGUGACGGAAAUGCCUCAACGAAAAUAUACGCCGGCUGAACGUCCGGGACAUCGCAGGCUCAUGCAAGUAGACGACGAAGAAGAUAAAGAAGAUCUUGUCUAUGAAGAUUUAAAAGAAGUACUCGAAGAUGAAGGUCAAAGCCAGGAUGACAUAGACAAACAAGUAGAGAGAAAUAAAAGAGAUGAUAAAUAUGACCCGGAGCCUUUAACGAAUCCAAGUAGAUAUUCAGCGCAAAACACCCACAAUAUUAACUGGAAAGGACCGAUGCCGCUUUACCCCGAUGAAAUAAACGCAGCAAUAAAACAAAUGACGUUACAAAAUAUGAAUCAAUUUCCAUCAGACGCCAAAGAUGUGAAGCCGGAAAAAGAAAGGGCUGGAAAAGACGUGAGCGACACAGAAUAUAUAGAAAAUUAUGCAGACAAUAAAUACAAUAAAAUGCUUAAAAUGGCUCAAGCGUAUAGUGAUUAUGGUGUAUUAUACGGUAAGAAGGAUAGAUCUGAAACUAUGAAGGAUAAUGAUGAGAAUGAUCAAUAUAACAAAAUUAAACCGUAUAUUAAUAAAGAGUCCUUAUUGGAUAGAUUCUUCAGAAGAUCGAAAAAAGGUUCAUAUGAAGGAUUUUCAUUUCAACGUAAACAAGGAGAAACUAACGACAAAGAAGAAUUCAUGAAAUCCCUCACGAAACACAUCAAAUUUGUUAAAAAUCCUCGUAAAAACGAUAAUUGUAAAAAACUUAACGAAAUAUCUAAGGAGACACAUUACUAUGUAACCCCUGAUAAUGAAAUACAAACAGACAAUGUUAUUUUCACUUGGAAAAAAGGUUCACGCUCACUAAAAUCUAUAGAGGUUCCAGAUAAUGUUAAUGAAACAGAUGAAGUAAUUAAUCCACUGAUUGAUGGUAAUAACAGUGGUUCUAAUGAUAACAAGAUUGCAUUCUCGACUGAUGGUGAUUUAAAUUAUCCAUCUUAUGAUUCUGAAAUGGUUGAUAAUAUUGGACACAGGUCAAGGGUAUUGAUGUCUAUUGAAGAUAAAAGAAAAGUCAAUCAAAUGCCUGUAAAGAGUGAUCUGGCUCAUACGUCUACAGAAACAGACAGCAUUAUACCUGUAGCUCUUGUUUUAGUGAAAAACGAUAAAGAAAACAUUACAAAACAUAAAGAUACACAUGUCAAUAUACAGCCUAAAAAAGAAAAUAAAACUAUCGUCAAGAGAAACGCUAACCAUCGCCAGUCAGUAUUCUGGAAUGAUCUAUACGAUGAUGAAUACGGAGUUAAAAUCGACUAUACAGAAAAUAUCAGGGACAAGCAUUCAGCGAAAAAAGGACAAAACGUCGUUAAGCAAUCAAGAGAUUGGUUUCAGAAUAGAUUUAAAAAUUUUACAAAUAGAUUUAAAGGCAAAUUUUUAAAUAAAUCUCCAAUUUUAUCCAAGAAUAUAACCGCUAGCCCGAGCACUUCUGUUAAUGCUCCUAAACGACCAGUCAGACAAACGAAUAAUAAUGCUGACGCCGAUAUAAAAAAGAGUUUCGCUGAUUUAACAGAGAAUAUGAAAAAGGUGUGCCAAGAAGCUGUAAGGGCAGUGCAGGAUACAAAGAAUAUUGAAGUUCGAGAGGAGAAAAAAGAAGACGGUGCAGCUACAAGCCUCAUGCAACAACUUGUACGACUCAUGACCGACCUCGUCGACAUCCAGGUGCAGCAGAAGAAUUGUGCUAAACUGCCGUCUGAUCUUUACAAAUUCCUGGAAUGGCUGACGAUACCACAAGAUACUAAAGUUGACGUCAAUGAAGUUUUUCCCGGACAAAGUUACACCAUUGAUGACAGUGUGAAUAGAUACGAGAAAUCCACAUAUCCGUCUUACGAUGUUACGUUGACGGAAGACACGCACCAGGAAGACCGAACUGAAUGUUUGGGAACAAUCCGUGCUGUUCAGGACCUGAUACAGCAAUACGAAGGGAUGAGCGAUGAGGAUAAGAGCAAAAUGACCGGUGUGAAGGAAUAUCUCGAGAACCAGCUGAAGUUUUUAAACAGAAAACUAAAUGGUUUCGCGGAGACGAAUUUAUACAGUUUAUAUGAUAAGAGAUAUGUCUCGCGUAUCAGAAGAGAUUUAUUGAGUAAAAACAAGGAAGAUAAUAAUAAAGAAAAGAUGUUCGGUCUUUAA
Molecule: messenger RNA, 3138 nt
Organism: Vanessa atalanta (red admiral)
Lineage: Eukaryota; Metazoa; Arthropoda; Insecta; Lepidoptera; Nymphalidae
Exons: 17
Coding region: 1-3138 (1045 amino acids)
Source: RefSeq, a predicted model, not a curated record